AUGAGUGACCGCAUCUUUUGGACACCUAUACGCUUAGACGAGCGGCGACAUUACAUAACAGACACACCGCAGAGUGAACUGCAUAUUCCCUCUCCUGCACCACCAUGCGGCGAGAGAGGCGGUGAUGACACGAGGAUCGGCGGCAGGGCUCCGCGGAUGGAGGAAAUAAACCCUAACUGUGUUAUAGACUUUACCCGCGAUGCAACUGCCGCGUCACGAGCGAAGUUGACAUCGGCAAAUGUCGAGUUGGCCGGUGAGUGCAUUAAUAGACCAAACAGUGUCUAUGAAAAAAAAACACCAGGCGCCGAGCGACUUUUCCCAGCGACAUGCAAACGAGAGGGGAAUGAAAACAGGGAGGACGCGGUAUGCCUUCACGCGUGUGCGUCGACCUCUUUUUUGCAGCGGGCUUUUGGGGAUACCGAAGCCUCUGCGACACCACAUGAACUGUACACGGAUUUCUGUAGCGCUGCAGGAUCACCUCAAGACAAAAAAAAUGACUUGGAGAAGCAACAAAUUCCACGUGUGCAGUCACCUAUACCAGAAAGGCCGGAAGAUGAAAUGACUGUAUCCACCUCGAUGCGUGGAUUGCAUCAACGGCUUGGUCGGCGGAUAACGUCACCACUGCCCGACGAUGAUGAUGAUGGCGCCGUCAAAUGCGCAAAAAGCAUGCUGAUGAGACGGGAAAAUGAACCAGGGGGAGAGGGAAAGUGCGGGAGAUACGGUUUAGACGCCCAAUUGUUUUCCCCUGACGUUAGGCUGCAGGUUUCUCUGCCCGUUCCUGGGAGUUACACGAGGGUUCCCAGGCCGCCAAGGAAGAAGUCUGCUAAGUAUUCACCGCCACCACGUUUUAUUAGUGCAAGGUCGCUGCCACUGGUAGAAGAAGAACAGAGAAAACACGCGGAUGAAUGGGAGCAGCGCGAUCCUGUUGCGUCUCCAGUGUAUUGUAAUUUAGGCGCCGUGUUUACACGCGUUGACUUUGUCGGCCAACAGUCUGCGGCGGAGUUGUGUGGGCCCCGUCUCUCUCCCCUACUUCCACCCGCCAAAUUACAUGAGUUGCCACGGGAAUCACAGGGCCGGGAUAAAACAGUGGAUGAAAUUGCCAUUUCCCCCGACACCAGCGCACCGGAAUUAGUCGACUGGCACGUUCUCAUGGAGGAGUCCAUCAUCCUGGAUCUGACGGUGGGGUCCGAGGGAGUGGAUGAGGGGAUGCCGCUGCUGGUGCGGAGUCUGGAGUCUCCUCUUUUGACCACAAAUAAAGGAUGGGGUGGAGGCGAUAACGUUGACGGCACACAGUCCAUAUCAACACCACAUGAAGCAGCGGCAGAAGAGGAAGAAACAAUGUUGUUGCACUCACAGUCGCCGCUACAACGGAAUGCAACGGGGUCACCGCCGUCACGUGGUUCUGACGUUGUGGUUUACCCGACGUCUUUGCCCCCGUCUAUUUCUCCCAUGGAAAGCAAUUCCUUUGAUGACGAAUGCGAUGAGGAUGGCUUUAAGGGUGUUCGGCGCGAGGCCGCGCUACAAAAACUGCUGGGUCGUCUUGCCGCGAAGAAUGAUAAUCGUCUUCAGGGUGGUGGAGUUAGUGAGUUUUGGGGCAAAUUGCCGUUUUCCUUUUCAUCCCCUAUGCUUUCUUCUCCGAUUUCGGAAAAAAAUGGGUCAUUGACGCAUCAUCUAGAGACACGACAUUCAGUUUUGGCGCCGCUGUGGUUGGUGGUGGAGCUCUGUCGUGCGUUGCGGCCCUUUGCGCGGAGGCUACUUCUCAUGCUUGCUCAGGAGAGCGGUGGCCGCGCAGACGUUUUGUGUGAUACAUGCGCUGAGGUUGUAAACUCCAUUUUGGAGGCGGAGGGGGUUUGUCACGUGCGUGCGUCGCGAAAUCUCUGCCGCAGCAUCGCGUCCAUUGGCAGCACUGACGCCACCGAUGGUCACGAACUGCUCUCGUACGCCAAUUUUGUGGCGGGCGUCAUGCAGUUGGCGGGAGACACAAAGUGA
Messenger RNA from Trypanosoma cruzi, 1989 nucleotides. RefSeq lists its product as uncharacterized. NCBI's taxonomy places the organism in Eukaryota, Euglenozoa, Kinetoplastea, Trypanosomatida, Trypanosomatidae. Bases 1 to 1989 code for a protein of 662 amino acids. The transcript has a single exon. The record is from RefSeq and is a predicted model, not a curated record.